Messenger RNA from Cladocopium goreaui, 825 nucleotides. NCBI's taxonomy places the organism in Eukaryota, Dinophyceae, Suessiales, Symbiodiniaceae. The record is from the annotation of a GenBank genome assembly.
AUGAGGGCAACUCACUUGCUGCCGGUUCUGGCAUUCAUAGCUCAGAUCCCUCCAUCAAAUACUCCGAAUGAUUUCGUGGAGAUUUGCGCUGGUGACGCACGAGUCUCCUGCGCUCUCCGACAAAGUGGUUUUUCUGGCAAGGAGUAUGAUGUGAUGUACUCGCGAAACCACGACUUGCUACGCACGGUUGGAUUUUUAACAAUGUUGAUGGCAGUCAGAAACUUACGACCAGGAGGACUGGUCCUGGUUGGGCCACCGUGUGCCAGCUGGAUAUUCUUGUCGAGAUCCCAAACUGGCCGCUCAUGGAGUAACCCAGAUGGAAACGGCUGUCGUGCUGUCGAGCUUGCCAACAUUUUCAUUCGACGUCUUCUAUAUAUAUUGUACUUUGCCCACAAGCGGGGGUGCAAGUUCCUCAUUGAGCAGCCAGUGAGCUCGGUCCUGUGGUAUUUUCGACCCAUGAGACAGUUUCUGCAAUUCACUGGUGCACGGAGAGUUGCAUUUCCUAUGGGAUCCUAUGGGAGCCCCAGCAUCAAAAUGACAGUGACCCAGAAGGGGACGCCGUUAGUGAAGAAGACUAUCUCGAAGAGCGGCAAGCAGCAAGUAACUGGGAUUAGGGGUGCGCUUCGGGAGUCUGCAUCCUAUCCUCCUGGUUUUGGGUUUGCGCUCGCUGGGUUUAUCCAACCAAAGGGAUCCCCUGCUCAAAGUUUGGACCUCGACAUUGGGGAAGCUGACCCUGAUGAAGAUGAUGAUCAAUCCAUUGAUGAUCUAAUUCGGGUUGGUGGUAGGAGGAAUGCCACCUGGAGAAAACUCCUGAUGGCAGAAUGA